AUGCUGAGAAGCUUUCUCUCUGCUCCUGCAUCAAGAGUAGCUUGUUACAGCAAAAUGAGUACAGCUCCUGGACCAAUAUGCAGAAAAUUUGUUCCAGUUGAACAGAGUGAAAUUACUUCAACCCUUAAUCAUGCCGCCUUCAAAUUCAGCCUCGUAUCCUACAAUGUUUUGGCUCAGGCCUAUGUGAAAAGCGCGUACUUUCCACACUCACCAGCACCCUGCCUCAAGUGGAAAGCUCGUUCAGAAUCCAUUUUAACUGUUCUUAAGAGCCUCGGAUCCGAUUUCUUUUGUCUACAGGAAAUAGAUGAGUAUGAUACCUUCUACAAGAAAAAUAUGGAGAGUCUUGGCUAUGCAAGUAUCUACAUUCAGAGAAGUGGGAGGAAACGAGACGGAUGUGGGAUUUUUUAUAAACAAAACAAUGCAGAGUUGGUUGUAGAAGAGAAAAUAGACUACAAUGAUUUGGUGGACAUGAUUGAAGAUGGAAAAACCUCAUCCACAGAUAAAGGCGAAAAAUUACUAGUUGCUGAAAGUAAAGAGGAACCAAAAGCUGACAGUCAAACAGAUCGUGGAGAUCCAAAUGAUCCUCGUGUAAGAUUAAAGCGUGAUUGUGUGGGUACAAUGGCUGCCUUUAGACUUAAGGAACUUUCUUCUCGUCAUGUUAUUAUUGCGAACACUCAUUUGUAUUGGGAUCCUGAAUGGGCUGAUGUGAAAAUUGCUCAAGCUAAAUACUUGCUUUCACGUCUAGCUGGAUUCAAGAAACUAGUAUCAGAAAAAUUUGAUUGUUCGCCUUCAGUAAUCAUUGCUGGUGACUUCAAUUCAGUCCCUGGAGAUCAGGUUUACCAAUACUUAGUUUCAGGCACCAACUCAAUGGGGCCGGAGGCCGUGGAUGAUAAGCCGAUUCCAUUGUCAAGUGUGUAUGCAUACACAAAAGGCGAACCCGAGUUCACAAAUUGCACCCCUGGUUUUACGGACACCCUCGACUAUAUCUUAUUUUCCCCAUCAGAUGAUAUAAAGCCCGUUAGCUAUCUUGAGCUCCCGGGUUCUGAAUCGUCCGACGUGAUUGGUGGUUUGCCGAACUAUUUUCACCCGAGCGAUCACCUUCCAAUCGGGGCUGAAUUUGAAGUUUUGUGA
Molecule: messenger RNA, 1131 nt
Organism: Striga hermonthica
Lineage: Eukaryota; Viridiplantae; Streptophyta; Magnoliopsida; Lamiales; Orobanchaceae
Source: the annotation of a GenBank genome assembly